Molecule: messenger RNA, 2933 nt
Organism: Amoebophrya sp. A120
Lineage: Eukaryota; Dinophyceae; Syndiniales; Amoebophryaceae
Source: the annotation of a GenBank genome assembly
AAAGAGAAACACACGGCACACCCACUAUGGUCGCUCGAAAAGAAGUGCGCACAUCAUUGUCCUUCCUGUUGCGGAGAGAGUUAUGUCUUGCAUUACAUUUGCGAACGACCUUCAUCUGAGUAUCUAUGACAAAGGUAGUGUUACCUUCGAUUACGAUUUGCGGCUUUCAUCAAUGACAUAAAUGCUACUGCUAAAUUGACAUCUUGCUAAUCGCAAUCUGGUGCUCAUUCUUUUUCGCUUAUCGUUUUCAUUCUGCAAAAUUCAAAUACAAUGUAAAGUUAGAAACUACCGACUCACCGAAGAUUCCUGCCACAAAGGAAAGCGCAAUACUUUUGCGAAUUUCUACCCCACAUUCUUGAACGGUUUCAAAGCCCGCGUGCACCUCCGCGAAGAUGAAACCGAAUGAGACCGGCUGGGUGUUGUUCUCGACUGAGGAGGAGGACAAGCUGUAUCGUUUGGAAGACCAUGGCGCCGCCGAACCUGAACUGGUGGAAAAAAAGGCCAGCGACAACGACCUGGCGACAGAGCCACUCGAGGUGGACACGUUGGUGGCGCAGCUGCAGGACGCCAUCCAAAAACUGCCAGAGGAAGGCAUCGGCAAACUGGAGCCGCAACGAGCAGGCGCCGACUGUGGGGCGCCUGUUUUGAAAGGUUUGGGCCUGCUGAAAGUGAGGCGGAGCCUGGAAUUUCUAGACAAGAUUGCUAGCAACGAGCGGGAGGGGCUUCGUGGGCAGCGUCUGGCGCAGGAGGUAAACGAAAUGCAAGGCAAUUUAGACGAAGCCAGGAAAAUGUUUGCCGAGCGGUCGCGACAACUCGCCCUAAUGCGUCGCAACGGUGACAAUGACAAAUCCUCAGCGAGGGGCGCCAGCGCUAGUGCCCCGCCGAAUACAGUCAAUGCUGGUACUUACUUAUGUGCGUGCGCCCUUUCCGGCGCCGGCGCUGGGCUGGAGACUUCGCUAGCUAUUUUGUUUUUUUGCGAUUCGAUGUUGUGUUCGUGUGCUGUUCGGAGUUGUCUACUGAUUACAGAUUAGUAUCGCGCGGAGUACCACAAGAACUUCUGCUCGAUUCCGGGGUAGAUCGUAGCAAUCGGAUUGCUACGAUCUGAACAAGUGCAGUAAGCAAGUUCAUUCGACGCACUAUUCAAAAACCCAGGCGCUAGCGCUGCAACUUCUGCCAUAGUUGGUCCUUCUCCCAGCUCCAGUAUUAGCACGACAGCGGGGCGCCGAACUGUGUUCGUCAAGUUUCCUUCUGGGUACAAGUACGACAACGAGAAGUAUUUUCGUGCCGACCACGCGGAUGUUGGAAAGCAGAUCGAGGCGAUCGUAGGACGCGAAGCCGUUUUGGAGUACACAAACAAAAACGCCCAUGGGGAGCCAGUGCAACACGCGGAGGCGUUGUUUCGAAGCGAGGCGGACGCGGCGAAGGUUGUGGAAAAAGGAGAGAUCAGGCUUGCCAGUACAGGAAAGGUGGUUGAGCUUCGCUGGUUUGACCAUGCGCGCCAGGGCCAGGCCUGUCGACCGCCCGCACCGCGAGGUCGACAAGGGCCGUCUCGUCCCCGAUCCCGCUCUAGGCAUCCGCGACUCACUCGUUCCAAGCGUCGGCCGUCGCGCUCCAGGCUCCCGCGAUCCCCUUCCACACCUCCGCACCGCCGCGAGUACACGUCUCGGCAACUCCUGCACGGGUCUCGGCGGGGCGUGCGCGUGCGCAGCCGGUCGCGGCGAGAGCGGUCUGUUUCGUCUCGAGUGUCGCGAUCCCGGUCUUCGAGUGUAGCGUCACGUCGGUCACGAUCGCGUCACAACCAUGGACGUCCAGAACGGCGCCGCGUCUCAUCUCGCCGGGGGAGCAGCAGUAGGGAAGAUUCGUUGUCCGUGCGAAAAUACCGAAAGCGCGACCAGGGUCGUCUUUCGGAAGAUGAUCCGCGGCAAAGCGAGAAACAUGUUGCCCCAGACCAUGGUUCGCGAGGUACGUUCUGGCUUUUGUUUUCCUGUAAAACACACAGGGUCUUCUUCCUUACCCUUGCGCGAGUCCGGCAGAGAAAAUUAUUCUAAUGUCAUUGCAAAAAUGGAAGUCAGUGGACACAAUUUUUACGGUCUUUGAUCGGUUCCGUUUUCUAGUUUGGUCAAUACCGACUCUUAAUUCACAUCGCAGAUCAACAUAGAGACACUUCUUUCGCCGGCGGAUCGGGUAGCGGGCAGUCCGCUGUUAUUACGAACCUGCGUCCUCUUCCGUUGUUUGUACGAAACAGGGACCAAGCCGCGGCUGGAACGCCCGACACACCAGCUGCAAAAAAGACCGUGCACUUUGAGGAGGUGAACCACGAGCAUCAGAUCUCGCCGAUCGGCGUUCCAUCUACCGGACGGAGCAGCCUUCUAAAGGAAGAAGCAGCAGACAAUGACGUAAUCAGUGACGAGAGCGAUCAAUUUUUGAUCGAUGGAGAUGAGGAUGAGAAUUAUCAACUUGCUGAGCAGCCGGAGGACUACAACCAGAAAAGCCCGGCUGAAGAGCGAGAGCGUGACGAGUUCGGAGAAGUAGAGCUCGACCAUGAUAAGGUCGACGCACCAGAAGUGAAAGAAGAGGAAAAAUGUAAAGAGCUCGACCAUGCUAGGGUCGAUGUACCAGAAGUGAAAGAAGAGGAUAAAGGUAAAGAGCUCGACCAUGAUCAGGUAGACGCACCAGAAGUGAAAGAAGAGGAAACAGGUGCAGAUAUGUAGUUUUUAUUUCUUGAAGAUCCUGAACGUUUCAGUGUUAUCGUCGCGUAGGUUUUUGCGCCAUCUUCGAGACUGAAAGCGUUUCAGCGUUUCAAUUAUUGCAUUUGAUUUUCCCGCAGGUCACGAUGGAGAAGUCGUAGAACAAGAGCGUCCUGUAGUACUUGUGCCUCAACCCGCUCCCCUCCAGCCGCAGCUCCUACCACCGGAGACGAAAGCGGGUUUUGA